Messenger RNA from Tribolium madens (black flour beetle), 1546 nucleotides. It is a transcript of the gene Rab9, whose product is annotated as ras-related protein Rab-9A. Gene Ontology annotation, cellular component: lysosome; late endosome; phagocytic vesicle. Gene Ontology annotation, molecular function: GTPase activity; GTP binding. Lineage: Eukaryota; Metazoa; Arthropoda; Insecta; Coleoptera; Tenebrionidae. The coding region runs from base 513 to 1175 and encodes 220 amino acids. The transcript is spliced from 4 exons. Gene Ontology annotation, biological process: retrograde transport, endosome to Golgi. The record is from RefSeq and is a predicted model, not a curated record.
ACACCAGGUUCAGGUAAAACCAUUGCAGCAACCGAUUUUUACACACACAAUUAUUACACGCUAACAGGACUUUGUCUCCACUGUCAGUCGACGAACAACACCCGAAACGUACCCCCAAACACAUCAAUAACCUUAAAUACAACGCACAACUGUAACACAGCUCCAACAAUCUCCCAAUCUAAAAAACGAAUACAAAAAAUGCUCAAUUCACAAUCGUCUGUAAAAACAAUGGAAAUUAAAAAAAGACAAACAGCGCCAUCUACCUGGCACCUGUCAAAAGUCAGAACCACCAACUUUGAAAAAAAAUAACCAAACGGAACUUCACCUGACUAAUUUAACACAAUUAAACUUGCAUAAUCAGUAAUCACACCAAUUCGGCCCCCAAAGCACGCACCCAGCCCGAAAACUCGCCUAUUUGCAACCCAAUUUGACAUUUGACACAUGUCACAUUGACAGCUGUCUUUCGGGAAAGUCCCCAAAAACUGAUACAAUGUUAUAAUAAACAAAUUCGGAUGGCUUCGAGAGUCAACAUGCGACCCACCAACAAGAACACUCUGCUCAAAGUGGUGAUUCUGGGGGAUGGGGGCGUCGGGAAGAGCUGUUUGAUGAACAGGUUUGUCUCGAAUCAGUUCGACGAGCACUCGUUUCACACAAUUGGAGUGGAAUUUCUGAACAAAGACAUCGAAAUUGAUGGGGAAACCUACACAUUACAGAUUUGGGACACUGCGGGCCAGGAACGGUUCAAGACACUCAGGACGCCCUUCUACCGCGGGAGUGAUAUCUGCAUGCUGACCUACGCCGUGGACGACAAACACAGCUUCCGCAACCUACAAAUGUGGAAAAACGAAUUUCUUUAUUACGCUGACGUUAAGGAAAACGUCCAAUUUCCUUUCAUCGUAGUUGGAAAUAAGUCCGACGUUGAACAAAAUGAACGUGAAGUUUCCCAAAUCGAAAUGGAGACUUGGUGCACCGAAAACGGCAUUUCUGCCUGCAUUGAGACGUCCGCCAAGAGUGCAAGCAACGUGCAUGAGGCGUUCGCAAUAGCCGUUCAACAUUGGUUGAAAUUGGAGACAAGGGCCGAUAAGAACGACUGCAUCUACGCUGAUACAGUCGAUUUGACUAAGAAACAAUCAGAAAACAGAACUUCCUGUUGUAUUAACACCUCUGACGAGUAGAGUAGUUUUUAUAAAUUAACUGGAGGUUGUGUAUGGUCUUAUUCCAAAGAGUAGUUAAAAUAUCAACAUUCUACUAAAUAAAUUGUGAUAACUUUUCGUAAUUCCCACUGCGUAGGUAUUAGAGCAUUUAUUUUGUAGGAACAUUCCUUAGUUCUCAUUGUACAUAUGUAUCUCAGGAGCACCAAAUUAUGCGGCCUUUUAUCAGUUAAUUUUGAAGCACUCUGUAUAUAUUAGUGCUGUUAGCUUUUGUACUGCGUUUUUUAUAAGGCAUAUCAAUUUUCGAUGGAAAUUUCAGUAUUUCGGUGCUAUUGAAUUACGUUUAUUUAUUAAUUGUAUCAUAAUGCACGUUCAAUAGAUCUGUUGUAAAGUAA